Molecule: messenger RNA, 2820 nt
Organism: Cladophialophora yegresii CBS 114405
Lineage: Eukaryota; Fungi; Ascomycota; Eurotiomycetes; Chaetothyriales; Herpotrichiellaceae
Exons: 5
Coding region: 1-2820 (939 amino acids)
Biological process (GO): N-terminal peptidyl-methionine acetylation
Cellular component (GO): NatB complex; cytoplasm
Molecular function (GO): protein-N-terminal amino-acid acetyltransferase activity
Source: RefSeq, a predicted model, not a curated record
AUGUCGGAUCUGAGUGUGAGUGAGCGAAGGAUACGCCCGAUUCAGGAUGCAGUGGCGAGCGAAAACUGGAAGCAAGCACUUCAAUUGUGCGACAAAUGGGCGAAGAAAGGAGAAAGGUCUGAUCGGUUUCUGGCGGUGAAAGCCUCGGUCCUUGUCCACCAGUCCGACAAAGCCCAGCAUGACCGAGGACGACAGGAGGUUCUUGAUCUCUGCAAGCGAACUCCCCCAAUCACGGACUCGGAAGCCAUCUAUCAGCUGCAAAAGACACUGAAGAGCCUCUCCUUACACGAAGAGAUUCCGAAGCUAUGGGAACGAGCGGUUGCCGCUGGAAAAGAUAACAAAGAUCUCUACACGAGAUGGCUGAACCAAGCAAUAGCAGACAGCAACUGGCGCAGUGCUCAAAAGGCGACCAUGGGUUUACGAAACUCAUUCCCGAAGGAACGGCAGUAUGAGUUCUGGAACAUACUUAUGUGCUACCUAAUACAUAAGCAAGAGGACAUUCCCGAGAACGAACGUAUGCUGUUUGGUACGCUUGCGUACCGCAUGAUCUCAAAGGCUGCUGAGGCUAUACCCAAAGAUGAGGAGCCAUCCUUGUCGUCGGCAAAGGCUAUCUCAGACCCUGAGGAGAUUGCGCUCUUGGUACAGGUCUUCAACUCUACAGGCCAUGUCCAGGAGUCCAUAAAGCUCCUACUGGGCGGAUCACUGAGCAUAGAAUCUCGCCUGGGAGCCAAGGAUCCGCAACUUGUGCUGUCUUUGGUGCUCGAAUCCUUAGAAGCGUCAGAGAACUGGAACGAAGCUCUGAAGGUGUGCCUGGAGCUGCUUGCGAAAUCCGAAUCACAAUCAGACAACCGUGUCUGGGACCUAUGGCUGAAGGCCCGAUCUCAUGCCACAGAUCAGAGCCUGCAAAAACAGUCUGAAGACCUCCUCGAAUCUAUUUGCACAACUAGGCCGAUUGUCCGCUCAGCGUAUAUCGCAAAGCUUAGCCUACUACAAAGGCAACAAGGCGACCAGAUCGGUCAAGACGCUUUGCUGCAGACAUGCAGAGAAUACUCCGAGGCAUUUUCGGAAAAAGCAUUCUGCUUUGAUGACUUGAAGGACGCCUUGCGACGACUGGAUAAACAACACUGGGAUGAGUUCCUGCGGAUUGUCCAACAAAGGCAAGGGCAUUUUGCUCAACUGUUCGCGCUGAAAGUCGUCUAUAGUUCGAUACCCGCUGCUGACUCGGAACCGCCACAUGCUCGCAACCAAAAGCUGCUAGCUUUUGCACACAGGGCGCUGAAGCUAUACCAUUUGUCCAUCGCCGAGCCACCGUCGUGUCCGGAAGCAGCUCUUCUUGCAGCCUUGGCCAUCCUCCACCUACAAAUUCAGGAUCCCCAACACCAGCAGGUCCUGGUCGCUGCAAAUAUACUGGAGAUUGCGCGGUCCAAAUUUGAGGACUAUUAUAUUUUAACAGUCCUUCUUGUUCGACUUCAAGCUCAUUUGGGUCUACUUUCGCUUGCCAUGCAAAACUUCACCAAACUCAGCAUCAAGAACAUGCAAUGGGAAACAGUCGGUCAUCUAAUCUUGACGAGGAUAUCCACCUUGCAUCCGGGUUUUAACGGCGUGGCGGGCGAUCUUGAACCUCUUCUGGCUGCCGAGACUGGUGUGACAGUCCUUGAAAACGCGGACAUGGCUCUAGUCCGAGGGAUACGUGAAGGUUUGCGUUUCAACAGCUACUCGAACAUCUACAAUAGCGCGCAAAUGCGAUCCGACAUCGAACGGAGUAUGAACAAGCAAAUUUGCGCCAUCGAGGAACGGAGAGUGUCGCGAUGGCGCGGCCCGCAAUUUGACGACGCCACAGUCCUGCCACCCAUGGAUCCCUCAAAGGCACUCGUGGACAAGAGAGAUUACAGCUACAUGCCCAGCUAUUCCGAGGAUGACCGGCGGAUGUUGGAAUCAUGCCACUGCGGUAACCAGCCGAAAGGGGGUUGGGUGAACGCGAUGGUGCUUUGCGACAACGUGACCACCUAUCUCAAACAAGACCUGGUCUCACACACAACCCCUGCAAGCGCAGCGUACAAGAACAUCAAAGAGUUCUACGAACGAUUUUCUGCCAACACAUCCAUGCCCACAGAGCUUGAGAAGGAGAUGACCAGCAGUGAAGUGUCGACAUUCGACGCUGCCACGAAUAUGGCACAGGCCAUCAUUCUUCUCAGCGAAGGUCAACCAGGAAUUUCCGGCGCCUCGAAGUCCUUACCCGAUAUCGUCGCGCAUAUCAAGUCCUCGAUAACAUCCGAGCUGGACAGCCGUCGUAAGGAUAAGGACGCCUCGAGAAUUGCAGGAAUGUACAUCCCCUGGUGGAACGACUUACAUACUAGCUUCUCCGAACUGGAGAAAUUGCAAACUAUAUCCCACUUCCUCACAUGGGUUUCGAGGAAGUUGCAGAAAGGUGGCAAGCCCCUCAAGGCCGUCCUUGGGGCCGUGACCAAGGAAUCCCUCUCAGAACUCCAGAGCCUCGUGGCGGAGCUUGAAGCCGAAAACCACGCCCACGCGCGCUGGAUGAAGUCUCAGAUCAACGAGCCUGGCGUGUUGGGCAAGCUCGUCGAUAUCGGCAUGGCGCGGCCAGCGAAUUUCCCUACUGACGCCGAUGUAGAGGCCAAAGAUGGAAACGGCUCUUCCGCUUGGUUGUGGAAUGAACCCAACACCGGAUCGGAAUGGGAACAGGUGAUGGAGGAUCUGUGCGAUGAAGCUACCAUGGAGACCAUCUACGGGAGAUACAGAGAGAGCUGGGACGACGCACUGGAUGGGAUCCUCAUGACUAGAGUGCGGGUUCUGAAGUGA